Messenger RNA from Chlamydomonas reinhardtii, 1941 nucleotides. RefSeq lists its product as uncharacterized. Lineage: Eukaryota; Viridiplantae; Chlorophyta; Chlorophyceae; Chlamydomonadales; Chlamydomonadaceae. The transcript has 8 exons. The record is from RefSeq and is a predicted model, not a curated record. Bases 114 to 1121 code for a protein of 335 amino acids.
AAGACAUCUAGGGGUUCGGCAAGCUCUAAAAAGAAGCAACUUUAGUUUUAGGGUGCUGCACUGUCGGAACCCUUGCCCCAAUUUGUUAGCAUCACUGCGUUUUCAUUACCGGGAUGCCGCAAAAGCCGAGUGUUUCAACGGAGCUGACGCUAGGAGAUGACUCAACGACAGCACAGCCCUUCUCCCACGGCGACUCGGACGCCGCGGCCGGCAGCGACCCCGUAACUGCCGCGGUGGCCGCAGCCGCCGGCUCGCUGCCGCCCAUCAGCCUUGAGAAAUGGGAGGAGCCGCCUGAGUGGCUGAAGCAAGUGAACCGGGGCGCGGGCAUCAUGUUCAACAGCGGCGUGGUGGCGCUGCUGCGCGCCUACAUGAACCCCCCGCCGCCAACGGUGGUGCCGGAGCCGGGGACGCCUGGUGUGCCCGAGUGGUUCACAGAGGAGUACGAGCAGCGCACUCGGGGUCGGCGGCUGGCGGCGCGGGUGGCUCGCGACACUGCGGUAUUCAUGGCGGGCUGCUACAUCAUGGACUGGGUGGAUUCCGCCAUGGAGAAGAUCCGCGGCGUCAAGGACCCAAUGAACAAGGUCAUGGGCGGCAUCGCGGCGGGAGGACUCAUCGGGUUCAGCUGGUAUCCGCUGGACCCCCGCGCGCGGGCGCUGGUGACCCUGUGCGGCGGCGCUGUGGGGUUUGUGACGCACGUGACUGAUACGGCCUCCACCGCCUACCUACUCGCGCAGCAGCGGAGCCUGGAGAAGAAGCUGCUUCACAAGCCUGACGCGGAGCUCAAGACCGAGAUGAACCCCUACUACCUGCGGGCGCUCAUCCGGGCGCAGCAGCUGAGGGAGCUGCAGAUCGCGAGGAAGGCGGCGGCCCAGAUCGACGCCCUGGACAGCAUCACAGCCAACCCCAACCCCAACGCCCCCACCCGACCGCCCUCCUUCGCCGCCUCCGGCAUCACCGCCGCCGGCAGCAGCGGCUCAACCUCCGGCUCGGGCUCGGGCUCGGGCAACGACCGCGGCGUUCUGGUGAUCAAUGAAGAUGCGGGAUCGCCCACAGAGGAGCCCAAGCAGGAUGAGGAGGCGGCAGCAAGCAGCGGCAGCGGGGCGCAGCAGCGGAGACGCUGAGGGGUCAGUUGCCAGCCACACACAGGGCCGUCCAUCACACUGAGGCCAUGAUAGACCCCGAGUUGAGCUGAGCGUGUGUCAAGCCGGUGUUGGAAUGGGAGGCGCUAGCGCCGCAGCGCACGGCAUGAUGAGGCACAAGGCGCGGUUGAGUGGGGAGGCGGGCAUGCGGCUGGCCUGUGCGGCUGGCCCGCAAGCUUAUAAUGUGCCAUACGAGUAUGUGUUGCUUUGUUGCAGUUGUUUGUUUAUGCUGCUGCACGCGCGGCGUGUGUCAUAUGCAAGGCAUGGAGCAUGCCCCAUGGGGACAGCUCGGCGUCCAUGUCUGAAGAACGCGCCCCUGCAUUCAAGCGCCACGCACCCGCACGCGGGACUCAUCGUGCGAAUGAAUGGACUAAUGUGGCUGGCCGUAGCCAAAGUGCAAGUUCAGCUGUGUGCGCAUUGGUAGGGGCAGCGCUAGGGGCAGCGGGCCCGGCCGCUCAGCCACGCUUUGACCCUCAGGCCCAAUGGCUGUGCCGUAGGCCCGUGCCGCCCUGUAGCGGCCAUGUUGGCAGUUGACGUGGUGUUGCUGUGGCCUGCUGCCUACUUGCCCGUGUGGCCCAGGCAGCACGAGUAGCAGGCCGGGGCGAUGUGCACCAGCAAGCAAUGGGAGUGGGAGGGGCGGCGGGACGGGCUCACGGGCGGCAGUGGCCAUGGCGGCGCAGACACGCGCUGGCAUAUAGUUGGGGCAAUAGGCCGGGCCCUAGCUACCACCUGCCGGGGUCCUGGAUACUGACUCACAUAUGAAACAGGGCCGGUGUGCGCCCUGAUGCAACUAGAACGUGCA